Didymodactylos carnosus is the source of this 364-nucleotide messenger RNA. The record is from the annotation of a GenBank genome assembly. Lineage: Eukaryota; Metazoa; Rotifera; Eurotatoria; Philodinida; Philodinidae.
ACAUCAUGAGACAAAAUAAAAGGCCAUGGCCUUUUAAUAUGGAUUUUACAGAAUUGCCUCUGAGGUGGCCUUCUAUUUAGGGUGCCCUUCUAAUAUAGGGUGGCCUUCUAUUUUGGGGGGGGGUUUAUUCAAUAAUGAAGAAAUAUUGAUAUUUACCCGUCAACUUACACAGUUACUCAAUAAAUUGAAUUAUUCGAAAUUACUACAUGAACAAUGGAUUUAUUAUUAUAAUCUUGGCAUGACAGAGGAUAUUUGGACUGGACAAGUAUCGCCAAAAAUGGCUGUAGUUCAUGCGAUGUAUUAUACAUAUGGUCGACGAAAAACAUUGAUGGCAACAUCGCAAGUAUUUUCAAGAACAAAUUGA